Molecule: messenger RNA, 807 nt
Organism: Fonsecaea erecta
Lineage: Eukaryota; Fungi; Ascomycota; Eurotiomycetes; Chaetothyriales; Herpotrichiellaceae
Exons: 2
Coding region: 1-807 (268 amino acids)
Biological process (GO): ribose phosphate biosynthetic process
Molecular function (GO): sedoheptulose-bisphosphatase activity
Source: RefSeq, a predicted model, not a curated record
AUGACCACGCCGCGCUGCUUCAUCGUCCGGCACGGCGAGACCGAAUGGUCCCUGUCGGGAAAACACACGGGCACCACCGACAUCCCCCUGACGAAGAAUGGGGAGAAGCGAGUGCGCGCCACGGGUAAGGCCCUCGUCGGAGACGAUAGGUUGAUCGUGCCCAAGCAGUUGGUUCACAUCUACGUCUCCCCCCGCCACCGUGCCCAGAGAACCCUCGAACUCCUCAAUCUGAACUGUCACCAGCCCUACCCGUGGCAAUCCCAAUCCCAAUCCCAAACCACCACCUCCUCCGACCACGAACCCCCAAACCACACCACCAGCGCCGAGGUGACGAUCGACGCGCGCAUCGCCGAGUGGGACUACGGCGAGUACGAGGGCAUCACAAGCGCGGAGAUUCGGGAGCUGCGCGCGCGCCAGGGCCUGGGGCCGUGGGACAUCUGGCGUGACGGCUGCCCCGGGGGCGAGUCGCCGCAGGACAUCAUCGCCCGGGUCGACAGCCUGAUCCGCGAGAUCCGCGAGCGGUACCACGCCAAGGUCAUCGGCAAGCCCAAGCAGCCCGGCGUCACGGGCGACGUGCUGGUCGUCGGCCACGGCCACAUUCUCCGGGCCUUCGCCGUGCGCUGGAUCGGCCGCCCGCUCACUGAGACCGCCAUGAUCAUGGAGGCUGGCGGCGUCGGUACCCUCAGCUACGAACACCACAAUAUCCACGAACCCGCGAUAUUGCUGGGCGGCGGCUUCGUGGUCGGCGACGACAAGGAGGAGAUUGAGAAGAGUGAGAAGGAGGAGAAGAAAGAGGCAAAGUCGUGA